UUGCUAAACAGGAGCAUGGAUCAGACUGCCGACAGCCGAGCCGCCUCUGCCAGCCCGUACAGCUCGGAGCACAUUUCUAAUGUCCCGACACUCUCGCCCUAUUCCCAGCCCAGCUCGACCUUUGACACCAUGUCCCCCGCACCCAUCAUCCCCUCCAACACCGACUACCCGGGACCGCAUCACUUCGAGGUCACUUUCCAGCAGUCCAGCACAGCGAAGUCCGCCACCUGGACGUAUUCCCCUCUACUGAAGAAACUCUACUGUCAAAUUGCAAAGACGUGCCCCAUCCAGAUCAAAGUGUCCACACCGCCGCCGCCGGGGACCGUCAUCCGGGCCAUGCCGGUGUACAAGAAGGCAGAGCAUGUGACGGAGGUGGUGAAACGGUGCCCCAACCACGAACUCGGACGUGAUUUCAAUGACGGCCUCUCGGCGCCCGCCAGCCAUUUAAUCCGCGUGGAAGGCAACAAUCUCUCCCAGUAUGUGGAUGAUCCCGUGACCGGAAGACAAAGUGUCAUGGUCCCUUAUGAGUCUCCCCAGGUGGGUACCGAAUUUACCACCAUCCUGUAUAACUUCAUGUGCAACAGCAGCUGUGUGGGAGGCAUGAACCGGCGACCCAUUUUAAUCAUCAUCACGCUGGAGACGAGAGACGGGCAAGUUUUGGGCCGACGGUCGUUCGAAGGCCGGAUCUGCGCCUGCCCCGGCCGAGACCGGAAAGCUGACGAGGAUCACUUCCGAGAGCAGCAAGCUCUGAACGAAAGUGCCGUAAAAAAUGGGAACCCCAACAAGAGGACUUUCAAACAGAGUCCUCAAAGUAUUCCAGCGUUGGGAGCCGGUGUUAAGAAACGACGACACGGAGAGGAGGAAAUGUAUUACGUGCCUGUUCGAGGCCGGGAGAACUUUGAGAUGUUGAUGAAGAUCAAGGAGAGUCUGGAGCUGGUUGAGCUGGUUCCCCAGCAGCUGGUUGAAUCCUACCGGCAGCAGCAACAGCAGUUCCUGCAGCGUCAGACCCACCUCCACUCUCCGACUUCGUAUGGCCCGGUCCUGUCCCCGAUGAACAAGGUUCACCCAGGAGGAAUCAACAAGCUGCCAUCCGUGAAUCAGCUGGUGGGGCAGCCGCUUCAGCAGGGGCCUGGUGCGGGGCCGAAUCUUGGGCCCAUGGGGCCAGCGAUGCUCAACAGCCACGCCAUGCAGUCCAACGGAGAAAUGAAUGGGGCGCACUCCUCGCAGUCAAUGGUCUCCAGCUCACAUUGCACUCCCCCCCCACCCUACAACCCAGACCCCAGCCUCGUCAGUUUUUUAACAGGACUGGGGUGCUCAAACUGCAUUGACUAUUUCACUUCACAAGGCUUACAGACUCUUUAUCACCUGCAGAAUUUAACCCUAGAGGAUCUCGGAGCCCUGAAGAUCCCAGAACAAUACCGGAUGAUCAUCUGGAGGGGCCUCCAAGAUAUUAAGCAAGGCCACGAUUACGGAAGCCAGCAGCUCAUCCGUUCCAGCAGCAACGCGGCCACCAUUUCCAUCGGGACCUCCGGAGAGCUGCAACGGCAGCGCGUCAUGGAGGCCGUCCACUUCCGAGUCCGCCACACCAUCACCAUCCCGAACCGCAGCGGCUCCGACGAGUGGGCGGACUUUGGCUUCGACCUCCCGGAUUGCAAAUCCCGUAAACAGUCUAUCAAAGAGGAAUUCCUGGAGGGAGAAAUCAACUGA
Molecule: messenger RNA, 1707 nt
Organism: Candoia aspera
Lineage: Eukaryota; Metazoa; Chordata; Lepidosauria; Squamata; Candoiidae
Gene: TP73
Product: tumor protein p73
Exons: 11
Coding region: 16-1707 (563 amino acids)
Biological process (GO): apoptotic process; protein tetramerization; regulation of transcription by RNA polymerase II
Cellular component (GO): nucleus
Molecular function (GO): DNA-binding transcription factor activity, RNA polymerase II-specific; protein binding; RNA polymerase II cis-regulatory region sequence-specific DNA binding
Source: RefSeq, a predicted model, not a curated record